This is a messenger RNA of Oncorhynchus gorbuscha (pink salmon), 3077 nucleotides long. RefSeq names its product neurexophilin-1-like. Gene Ontology annotation, molecular function: signaling receptor binding. The record is from RefSeq and is a predicted model, not a curated record. The transcript is spliced from 2 exons. NCBI's taxonomy places the organism in Eukaryota, Metazoa, Chordata, Actinopteri, Salmoniformes, Salmonidae. Bases 443 to 1264 code for a protein of 273 amino acids.
CUGAGAGACUGUUUAAACGUCAAUGCCAGUGUACGAUUCCUUGUCAGUCCACACACGCUGAUAUGAGCAACGCCAAGGAUUCCAUUCAUCAACUACGCUUCACCCCGGUGGAUAUACACUGAUACAGCAGAACAGAUAGCAUCUACUUCAUUCUCACUCACACGGUUGCAGGUUGAGCAGGAAUUGCAUACACUAUUUUUCGUGGAUGGUAAUGCGGUACAUUCUCAUGGAUUUCCAAUGUUCUAGUGAUUGGACUCAAACCCGGGAAAAGUAAAAGGACAGGUGCGUGUUGAAGGAGCCCAGGUGUAGCAGCUGAGCCUGCGUUGGACAUGGGACCCUAUCUUAGCUUUGGGGAAUACAGUGCGGAAGAAAUAGCGUCUUCGUGAAGGAAAGCUGACUUCGGGCUGAAGCGGGAAUCUGAGGCACUGCGCGCUGCAGAAAAAUGCGUUCCAACCACGGCUUUAUCUUGCUUCUCCUUAACGGAACAGCGUGCUUGCUGGCCCUGGGUCAAGAAGAUGACUCUCCAAGCCCCAAGAGCUCCUCAGCAGACGGGUCGUCCUCUAAGACGGUGGGUCUCCUGGGGAGUCAGACUCCCCUUUCCCCCCUGAGUCGCUGGAUGCUCCAGAGUAAAAGUCGGGCAGCCAAUGCCACCUCCCUGGAGCUGCCCUACCACUCACCCAUACCCUUCUCCAAGCAGGAGUUCUGGGAGAUGCUGGGUAGUGACCUGAUGAAGCCAGACACCUCCUCUUCCUCCCGCGUCAAACGCCGGCCCAUCGUCAAGACGGGCAAGUUCAAGAAGAUGUUUGGCUGGGGAGACUUUUACUCUAAUAUCAAGACGGUGCGCCUCAACCUGCUGAUUACCGGCAAGAUCGUAGACCAUGGCAACGGAACGUUCAGCGUCUACUUCCGCCACAACUCCACGGGCCAAGGCAACAUCUCAGUCAGCCUGGUGCCGCCGGUCAAGGCGGUGGAGUUUGACCUGGAGCGCCAGAGCGUGGUCUACCCCAAGGACUCUAAGAUCUUCAACUGCCGCGUGGACUAUGAGAAGGUGGACCGCAGCAAGCGCACGUCGCUGUGCAACUACGACCCGUCCAAGACCUGCUUCCAGGAGCAGACACAGAGCCAUGUCUCCUGGAUCUGUUCCAAGCCCUUCAAGGUCAUCUGUAUCUACAUCUCCUUCUACAGUACAGACUACCGCCUGGUCCAGAAGGUCUGCCCGGACUACAACUACCACAACGAGAUGCCCUACCUGCCCUCGGGCUAGAGGGGGACACACAGGAGGGGGAGUGGAGGGACGGGGGGGGAGUGACUCUGUAGGGUGAGGGGCCACCAGAUUGAGCUGGAUUCAACUUUUUAUGUAAUUUGCUGUAGCCAGACUACUGUACCCUGUAAAAACGUAUAUAUGCAAAACAUACAGUAUGCACACAUUGAGGCAUUGAUAUUUAGAGUGCUGUAAUGAAGCAUUCAUCGACAGGAACAGUAGUAACUAGCACACCCAACAUCAUCACACACGUUUACCUCAACUCAAACCUCUAAUUAUCGCGACCUACUUUGCUAAAUACAGAAAACGCCUACAAACAUCUAUGAAUGUGUUUGUGAACUACUGCACACUGUCAUACAGGCGAGGUAGCACUCUACUUUCAAAAGGGCAUCUUCCAUUUGUUUCUGUAUGGACCCUUGUCCCAAUCUUUCCCAAUGCUCCCAUAUCCCACCCCUCUCUCUCCCCACCCCUAUGUCAUCCCGAUAGGUUAUCCCACCCCCCUCUCUCCCCACCCCUAUGUCAUCCCGAUAGGCUAUCCCACCCCUCUCUCUCCCCACCCCUAUGUCAUCCCGAUAGGCUAUCCCACCCAAUAUAUAUUCUAAAGGUAUGACAUUCUAUCAAACAUCAUCUCUCUCUUUCCCUGAAUUAUGUAACCUCUUUGACAUAGAGAUUGAGAGUGUGAAAGAAAGAAAGAGAAAAAAGGAGGAGAGAGAGAGAGACAGAGAGAGAGAGAGAGAGAGAGAGAGAGAGAGAGAGAGAGAGAGAGAAUAAAAGUGGGAGAGGGAGAGGGGGAGAAAUGAGAGAUUCAGAGAGCUCUUUUAAUUAAAGUGGAGGAGAGAGAAGGAGAUGUAGAGAAUUCAGCUCCUUCUAUUGUCCCCUCUGUAUGAAAAAGAUUACAUUUUGUUGCAGUCAGGAUUCCUGAUUUCAAGCUUUGAUAACUUUGGCUGUGUGUGGUUGAUUUCUCUUUCCUGACAAACGCUGUGUGUUCACUAAAUUCUGAUCAUUAUCUGGAAUAAAUUAAAAUAAAACUAAUUAAGGCUUCACUGAGAGAGGGCGAAAUGUAUUCCUGGAAAUCAAGUUAGGAUUAUUAGGAUGCGAGCAAGGAGCACAGCGAGGGGUAUAGUGGAAAGUUGUGUUAUGGCUCCCUGGCCCAGCAGCUUAGCCCUCAGUUAACUGCUAUCUCAUCAAGAUGAAUAGCCACUGGCUGGCUGAACUCAUGUCCAAUUCACAAACAACAACACUAGACAAAAUACUGUAUAUAUCUAAUUUAGGGACAACUGAUUCUGUACUGACAACAUGGGCUGUUUGGAAAUUAACUCAUAGCAUAUAUAUAGACUACGUGAUGAUUUCCUGACUAUGUAUUUUCCAAUGGUAGGUGUCAUACUUUGAACACUGAAUGCAUAAGAUAUGGUAUUACUAAUGUAUUUGUAAAAAGGAAAAACCUCAUUGUAACAGAAGUGAUUGAACCCCAUGGCCUUUGGCACUGCUGUGCUCUGAUUGGUCUGGAGAGAGCUUAGUGGGGUUCCUGUAGCACUGAGGCCUGGGAGGCCAGUGUGUGACUUGGAUCAGGAACCGCUCACUCACUAUAAAGUCCUCCUCCUGUGGGGAGUAUGGGAGCAUCACGUCAGGUAGAGAUGGAGAAAUUUGACUGUAGGUAGAAUAGAAGAGAGACAGAAUACAAGAGAGAAAGGCUCACACACAAGGCUACAGUGCCUUGCGAAAGUAUUCGGCCCCCUUGAACUUUGCGACCUUUUGCCACAUUUCAGGCUUCAAACAAAGAUAUAAAACUGUAUUUUUUUGUGAAGAAUCAACAACA